Mercenaria mercenaria is the source of this 664-nucleotide messenger RNA. RefSeq names its product NADH dehydrogenase [ubiquinone] 1 alpha subcomplex assembly factor 2-like. The transcript is spliced from 6 exons. Bases 26 to 550 code for a protein of 174 amino acids. Gene Ontology annotation, biological process: mitochondrial respiratory chain complex I assembly. Gene Ontology annotation, cellular component: membrane. NCBI's taxonomy places the organism in Eukaryota, Metazoa, Mollusca, Bivalvia, Venerida, Veneridae. The record is from RefSeq and is a predicted model, not a curated record.
AGAUACUAAUCAAACAUCUGUCAAAAUGUCGAGGAUCGGAAAUCAAGGUUUUCUUAGAACUGUAUGGAAUUACUUCACGAAGGUAAGACCUGCAAGGAGAAAAAUUAAAGAAGAGAUCGUGGGAACUGAUUAUGCAGGCAACCAGUACAUUUUGAAACAUGGAGAUAAGGAAACUGGUGUAAAAGAGUCUCGUCUGGUCAUACCAUCUGAAGAAUCUGUAGAGAUGUAUACUGAAAGGCUUGGCAUGAAUAUCCCACAGGAGUGGGAUGCUUGGUUGAGACACAGACGGGAUGAUCCACCAACGUUAGAGGAACUUGAGAUGAACAAAUUGAAGAAACUUAAAUUGCAACAAAGAGUGAGAGAGCUUGAAAUCAAGGAGAGGCUGGAAAAGGGUGAAGAUAUAAAAGAGAUUGAUUGUAAUACAAAAACAGAUGCUCUAAGCACAGAUGUAACACAAAACAUUUCUGGCGAUACAACUAAAUCUCCUUUUCCAACUUACGAUGAUUUGGAACGGACACCUGGGGAAAUUCGCAAUCGGCCAAAAGAAUGACAUAGAGCAGAAAAGUUUGUUCCUUUUCCCUUUAAAAUGAAUAUUAAAUGUAAAUAUUGUUGUUAAUACCAUAAUUGCUGAUUUUGCUAAGUAUUAAAUUGCUCAAAAGCAUAA